AUGGCCCAAACAACAUUCAAACGAAACGCGCACGCGUCCUUCUUCACCCUCUGCCUCCGCGCCCUGCCUGCGCGGGCACAGGACUAUGAUUCGAACCGCGUGACCAUCGCCUUCUUCUGCCUCAGUGGCCUCGCGCUCAUCGGCAAGCUCAACCCCUCUGACGAGGAGCGGGACGCGUGGAUCGAGUGGCUGUGGUCGUUGCAGGCUCCGGACGGAGGGUUCAGAGGGAGCACCGGCGAGCCCGCGGGCACACCAGGUAACCUGCCAUCGACGUACACUGCCCUUGCGUCGCUCGCGCUGCUGCGCGCGCCGCUCGACAGGCUCGACCGGCCAGGCUUGCACGCCUUCCUCGCCGCCUGCCAGGCACCGGACGGCAGCUUCUCCCCCACGCCCGACACGCUCGGCCUGUUCCAGAACGACGUGCGCAUGGCGUACACUGCGAGCUUGGCAGCCAAGGUCGCCGGAGGGACGCCGUCGUUCGAUGUGCCCGCGGCGAUCGAGUUUGUGCGCCGUUGCGAGACGUGGGAGGGGGGUUAUGCUGGCCGGCCGGGCAUCGAGUCGCAUGGAGGUACAAACUACUGUGCUCUUGCGGCCCUAUCGCUCCUCGGUGCGCUCGACAAGGCCGACGUGGCAGGAUCGUCGCGCUGGCUCAUGCAGCGCCAGAUCGGCGGAUUCCAGGGACGGCCAGGAAAGCUCGAGGACGUGUGCUAUUCGUUCUGGUGUGGCGGGGCGUUGGCAACUCUCGGCCUCGCGUCCCUCGUCAACGAGGAGCCCAACGCCCAGUUCCUCCUCGACUCGCAGUCACCGAUCGGCGGGUUCGGCAAAGAGCCAGAUGUGCACCCCGACCCAUUCCACUCGUACCUCGCCAUCGCGGCGCUGUCGCUCACGAGUGCGCGGGAGAAGCUGGAGCUGGAGGAGAUUGACCCGGUUUAUAAUAUGCCGCUGUGGGCAAGGGACUGGCUGUUGGCAGCCGCAGAGGCAGCGGCAUAGGGCUGCCGCCAUGUGUGAGGGACUAAACCCGGGAAUACGUUUGGGGCCAGCAGCUGGGCUGCUCUGUAGAAGUCGUCAUAUACAUAGCAUGGUACGGGCAUGUGCCUUUUGGGUGUGCAACUACAGCCUCGAAUUGAGCCCCUUGCUCCCGUCCUGCUCAGUCUUGUUGUAAAUAUCGUUAUACUUGCCGAGCGCGGCCGUCUCGAGCUGGCGCUCGUCUUGGCCGUCAAACCGGCGGGGGUCAAACGCCUUCCUCAAGUGCGCAUCGACGCCGCCCGCCGGCUUCUUGCCCAGCGCCUCGAGGAUCUGGUCGGCGAGCACGCCCGUGACGCCACCAGCGGACGUGACCCACACGCCGACGGAGCACCACAGCCCCUGUGUGGGGCCGGCCACAUCCAGCGCACCGGAGAGCGGGAGCGCGUCAGGCGUGACGGUGAACAACCCGUUGAAGGCGUACGGCACGCUGCCCGCCGCGACGGGGUGCACGUCCUCUCUGCUGGGGGUACGGUAGCUCCUGAAGGUCGCCGCCGUGCGCGGGGGCAGCAGCCCGAGCGCGCGGUUGAACGCCGGCGCGAUCCGGCUCUCCCAGUCGCCAUAAGCGCUGUCGAGGGCGCCGACGCGCUGGAGCGCAUAGUGCACCGUCUCGUGGUCGUAGCUUCCGACGCCGUCGCGCUGGCCGUGGUCCCGCGCGUAGACGUGCGCUGCUGGCCACCGAAUGAAGGGCUGGGCAAUGGGGCGCGGGGAUCGCUUCGUGCUGUACCCGUACGGGUGGGCGACGGAGACCGCGGUCGCCUUGAGGCUCGGGACGAGCUGGCCGCCCCAGACCCCCGUCGCGACGACGACAUGUGCGGCGGUAAACGACCCCUGGCACGAGUCGACGCGGUAGCCUGUUGCCGUUUUAACGAUGCCGCUCACGUCGCCGUCGAGGAGCGUUGCGCCCGCCGCCUUGGCCGUGUCCUGGCCGUACUUGGCGAUCGCUUUCGCGUUGGCCGUACCGUCGGAGGGGAAGUAGACGGCGGCGAGGGCGCGCUCGUCGAGAAAAGUGGGCGCGAGGGCGCGCGCCUCGGCGCCAGACAGCAGUUCGUGGGGCAGGCCAGCGGCC
Molecule: messenger RNA, 2092 nt
Organism: Vanrija pseudolonga
Lineage: Eukaryota; Fungi; Basidiomycota; Tremellomycetes; Trichosporonales; Trichosporonaceae
Gene: Pggt1b
Product: Geranylgeranyl transferase type-1 subunit beta
Exons: 5
Coding region: 1-990 (329 amino acids)
Biological process (GO): protein geranylgeranylation
Cellular component (GO): CAAX-protein geranylgeranyltransferase complex
Molecular function (GO): CAAX-protein geranylgeranyltransferase activity
Source: RefSeq, a predicted model, not a curated record